CAAUAUGCCAAAAUGGAUAUAGCUGGAGGUACGAAACAUACGUUUGAUGUUUCCCAUCGGGCAUAUUUUGUCGAUGCGCUCUUGGGAAGUUUUGAAAGUGGUUUGACUACGCGAACAGAAGACUAAAGAUAAUUGCAUGGCUCUCCCAGGUCCAAAUAAGGAUAACAUCAGAGCAGGAUGCAAGAAGUGUGGUUACCCGGGCCACCUGACGUUUGAGUGUCGGAACUUUGUGCGCGUGGACCCGAGGAAGGACAUCGUCCUGGACGUGAGCAGCACCAGCAGUGAGGAGAGUGAGGAAGAGCAGGAGGUUCAGGACGCUGCACAGGAGAAGAAGCCCAAAGAGGGUUCCCAAGAGGAUUCUGGGAAAGCACCGCACAAAAGGAAAAGUAAAGACAAAUCUCACAAAAAGUUAAAGAGGGCAUACUCAUCAAGCGAUGAAGAGGAACGGAGGAGAAAGAAACACAAGGCACAUAAGAAGAAAGGAAAAAAAGAGAAGGAGAAGAAACGACACAAGAAAGAGCACAAAAAGAAGGAGAGGCAUUCCUCCUCAUCUGACAGCUCCCAGGACAGUGACUGAGCAGAGCAGUCGCAGCUUUCUGAACUCACGUUAAACUGAAGUCUCCUUUGUUUUCUUUUUGAACAAACACUUGCAGACAUCAAAUUCAAUGUGAAAUGGGGGUGUGUAUAAAAUGUUCACAUCACUAUGAUUGUUUAAUGUACAGCUUGUUUGGAAUGUUCUCUGAUCAAUUAGCCUGUAUUGGUCUCUUUAAAGACGCCAAAUGCAUGCUAUUUUCAAUGAGAAUAUCCCAUGCUUUGAGGGGGGCGUAUUCCCAUGGUAUUAAUUUCCUUUCUGUAAGACGAGGAUGAUUGGUUGCGUUUUUUCCCUUUGUUCCUAGUUGGCACCAAUGUUUUCUAAUCAGAGAAAUUACCCACUGUGGGUUCCAGGGUUUCUCAAGCUUUGCAUCUUUCUUUUAUAAGCAGACCAUUAACAAAAUCUGAAGGUGUAAAAACUGAGAAUGCCCCAAUUUAAAAAUAUUUUGAUGUGAUGUCAUUUAUGUAAUGCCAUUUAUCAACAGUAGACAACCUUGCAAGUAUACUUAAAGUCUUUUUUUAUUUCAGAUCAUUCAAUGAGUCACAUUGCUUUAAAUAUUUAGAUUUCUGUUUUCAACUAUAGCUCAUGUUUGUUCAGUACACAUGUUUUAAUAUUCCUGAUGUAGUAUAGUUACUUCUCUUCUAUGUAUUCUAUGUAGAAUGAUGUGCUUCUCUACUGCCCUUGUAAACACGGUGUCAUACUAGUGUAAUGAACACCUCUAUUGCAAAUUUUUUAUAAGGCUGUACUGUCUAGAUUUGUCACCCAAUGCAGAUGACUAAAAUAAUCUCUUAGGUCUUGAUCUGUGGGCUGUUGGAUUGAAUUGCUAGAGAACAUUCUGGAAAGGUAAGAAGAGGAUGGAAAGAACUGGGGCAGUUUACCGAAACCUCUGGCUCGUACAUAAAGAAAAAUUAACAUUGAUUUCCCUGGACUUGCUAGGUUGAUAUCACAGUGAAUCCUACAGAAAAGAAUGGAUACACGCUGCCUUGGUUAAGUGUGUAAUGGGUGAAAUGAAAAGAUCACCUUAAUUGACAGAAGAACGGAACGCCUCUUGUUUGUUACACAGAGAAGCUGGACCCGCACAGUCUCACAGUCCUCCUGGACGACUCUCCUAAGCUUGGUCACUUGGCGACAUUCAAGUUUUUGUUGCUUCCUUAAAGUACAGUAAUUACUGCUUUGAUCUUUUCCCCUCUCGGGAAAUGUAUAGAGUGGCAGCUUGAUGCCUUGGUGAGCGUGUGUCUAUUGGUCAAUUCUUCUUCCAUGACGAAACAAAAGAAUGGAUACUGGCUGCCUUGAGCCUCAUAGUCUUGGCCUGUCCAGAUAAAUCACACACACUUGCCAUGCCAGACCGGUGGUGUUUGUGGGCAAAUUUCCCAGUUGGCGACUUUCUGCAAACAAUAUCAAUUAUCUGCUUCCAGAGCCUUAAGCAUCCUUAUCAUGGGCCUUUAUUUCACAGGCAUGCAUCUGCUUUCUCACCUACUAAAUAAGCAGGCAGAUCUAUCGCCAAUCUGGCAACAAGAUUUAAGUUUCAGCUAAGCCCUGAUUUACGACAAUUUGCAUCUUAAUGCAUAAAUACAAAAGAAUGGAUACUGGCUGCCUUGAUUAAGUGUGCAAUGGGUGAAAUUAAAAGUACUUAAUCGAUGAA
Messenger RNA from Conger conger (European conger), 2234 nucleotides. RefSeq names its product SREK1-interacting protein 1 (gene srek1ip1). The transcript is spliced from 5 exons. Lineage: Eukaryota; Metazoa; Chordata; Actinopteri; Anguilliformes; Congridae. Gene Ontology annotation, molecular function: nucleic acid binding; zinc ion binding. The record is from RefSeq and is a predicted model, not a curated record. The coding region runs from base 137 to 577 and encodes 146 amino acids.